AUGUUUUCUAAAGUCUUCGUAUCGUUCCUCGCUCUCGCCGCGGUCGUCUCUGCGGUCCCGUCGAAGAGAGCGUCCUGCAGCAAGGGUCGCAGCGCCAGCAAUGCAAAGUGCUGCGUCUGGUUUGACGUCCUCGACGAUAUCCAGACGAACCUUUUCGACGGAUCUCAGUGCGGAGAGGAAGCUCAUGAGUCUCUGCGCUUGACUUUCCACGAUGCUAUCGGCUUCUCGCCUGCCCUGGCUCGCCAGGGGAAGUUCGGCGGUGGUGGCGCUGACGGCUCCAUCAUGGCCUUCGCCCAGAUCGAGACCAACUUCAAGGCUAGCGUCGGGAUGGACGAGAUCGUCGAGGAGCAGCGCCCCUUCGCGCUCAAGCACAAGGUUUCCUUCGGUGACUUCAUCCAGUUCGCUGGCGCCGUCGCCGUGAGCAACUGCGCGGGCGGCCCGCGCCUCCAGUUCCUGGCCGGACGCUCGAACCACUCGCAGGUGUCGCCCCCGGACCUCGUCCCGCUGCCCGAGGACCCGGUCGACAAGAUCUUCGCGCGCAUGGCCGAUGCCGGCUUCUCGCCCAACGAGCUCGUCGACCUGCUCGCGUCGCACACCGUCGCUGCGCAGGAUCAGAUUAACCCGAACGUUCACGGUAGUCCGUUUGACAGCACCCCGUCGACCUUCGAUGCUCAGUUCUACGUUGAGACCCUCCUCAAGGGGACGGCCUUCAGUGGCAACGAUACCACUGCCAACGUUGGAGAGGCCAAGUCUCCCAUCCCUGGGGAGUUCCGCCUCGCGUCUGACGACCUGAUCGCCAGGGACCCUCGCUCUGCUUGCGAGUGGCAGUCCUUCGUCACCAACCAGAAGCUCAUGGUGGAGCGCUUCACGCAGGCGAUGGCGAAGAUGUCCACGCUCGGGAACAACGUGUACGAGCUCGUCGACUGCUCCGAGGUCAUCCCCGUCCCCUCCAAGGCCGCCUCGAACGUCGCGCACUUCCCCGACGGCAAGACGAUCAAGGACAUCGAGCAGUCCUGCAAGGGCACGCCCUUCCCCGUCCUCCAGACCCAGGCCGGCCCGACUUCCGUCCCUGUUGUCCCCGACAGCUAA
Molecule: messenger RNA, 1089 nt
Organism: Trametes versicolor FP-101664 SS1
Lineage: Eukaryota; Fungi; Basidiomycota; Agaricomycetes; Polyporales; Polyporaceae
Gene: MnP11s
Product: versatile peroxidase VPS1
Exons: 12
Coding region: 1-1089 (362 amino acids)
Biological process (GO): cellular response to oxidative stress; response to reactive oxygen species; hydrogen peroxide catabolic process
Molecular function (GO): peroxidase activity; heme binding
Source: RefSeq, a predicted model, not a curated record